GGGGUGGCGGCUAAAACUCCAAACCUAGGUUUUCUUUCACAGGGAGAGAGAGCUAGGGUAUCUAAGAUAGGGUAAUUGUUCUACUACAUAACAGAUGGAUUAGUACAAUCUCUAAGGGGAGAGACGUUCAAAAUACCAACACGCAUCCUUAGUUUAGAAAUUACUAAAGAAUAAUACAACACAUCCUUAGGUAAAAUUAGUAUAAUUAAGUAAUUAAAUAAAAGGUUAUAUAUAUGAUUGUAGAUGAGAAGCAUGAAAUGUAUUUAUUUAUUAAUUCAUUUUAUUUCUAGGUGCUAACUUUGAAAAAAAUGGAUGAACGUAUGUUGAGAAGAAUUUGUCAGUGUCUUGAGCCCAGGGAAUUUGAUGACUAUUCUAUCAUCAUUGAAAAGGGUAAACCACUUGAAAUGAUGCUAUUCAUUGUGGAGGGAAAUGUAAGCAUUGAAAAGAGGAAUGGUUCUUCUCCUUCUAGUAAUAAUUUGCAGCAACUACCUCGAGGUGCCGGAGAAUUAUGUGGAGAAGAACUUCUACGUUGGCCAUUGUCGACCUCAUAUCAUCUGGGCGCAUUACUCUUGGCAACCGAGUCUGCUAAGGCAAUAGGUCAUGUUCAAGCCCUUGUUCUCAAGGCUAUAGACUUGCGGGGAGUGGUCGAUACGGACUAUUUCGUUGGGAUGAUGUGUAGAACAUUUAGUGCAAAAGAACUUGAGAAGGCAACAGACAACUACCAUCCAAGUAGAAUCAUUCAUAAAGAAUUGAACUUUGCAACCUUUUACAAAGGGGUACUGCCCAUGCCAGAUGAUGAUAAAACAGUGGUUGCGGUAAAGAAAUACGCAAAGGACUCAUUGCCUACAUGGGAUGUAGCUGUUGAGGCGGCUGUUGCUUCUCAGACCAACCACAUAAAUGUGGUGAGGUUCUUAGGUGGUUGUGUGGAAGAAGAAAAAGAACCCGCACUGGUUUUUGAGUACAUUCCCAAUGGCACCCUUUUUGAGCACAUUCAUAAAGAAGAAGCAGCAGGCAGCUUUGAAGGAUCAUCAUCGUCACCAACUGCUCUACUUUCAUUGGAGUUACGACUCAAGAUAGCGUCAGAAACAGCUGGAGCACUAGCUUACUUACACUCACUCACUCCGCCAAUCACACACCUAUUUUUGUCAACAAAACACAUACUAUUGGAUGAACAUUACACCGCAAAGUUGUCUGCCAUUGGACGUUCAAUAACACAUUAUUAUUUGAUCAAAAUUCCAGAGCAAGGAUACUUCGACCCUUAUUUUGAAAGAGACGGACCGGUAGAAAAGAGUGACGUCUAUAGCUUUGGAGUUGUCCUAGCGGAACUACUAACAAGUCAAAAGCCAGAGGGUUGCUUAGACCAAAUUCUUCGCGCUCAAAUAACAGUCAAUGAAGCAACUUCUGAGACGGCCAAAGAGGUGGCGGAUCUUGCAGAAAGAUGUUUAAGUUUCACAAGGAAGGAAAGGCCUUCCAUGGAGCGAGUAGCCUGGGAGCUUGAGAGAUUGCGCGAGAUUAUGGCAAAGUAUUAA
Messenger RNA from Prunus avium (sweet cherry), 1529 nucleotides. The record is from RefSeq and is a predicted model, not a curated record. NCBI's taxonomy places the organism in Eukaryota, Viridiplantae, Streptophyta, Magnoliopsida, Rosales, Rosaceae.